ACUGCAGCAGCUGCUUGUUGCUUUUCAUUCCAGUGACAAGGACUAAACCUGUUGUCAGCUACCUACCCUCCUGCUUGCCCAGUUCUCAGCAUGUGCCGGGGUUUAGCUGCACUUUCCACCUGCUUGGAGAGAGCCAAACAACUCAAGACCCGUUUAGGGAUCCUGGUUCAUAAACCAGAGUUGGGACAUGAGGCUGACAGCUUCAACACAUCUGAGCAGGGCACCAAACUGAGAAACUCCUCAGAGGAAGCACUAGAAUGGAAGAAGUCCUUUGAUCACCUGCUGAAGAGUAAAAAUGGGGUGGCUACAUUCCAUGCCUUCCUGAAGACAGAGUUCAGUGAGGAGAACCUUGAGUUUUGGCUGGCUUGUGAGGAGUUUAAAAAGUCCCGGUCAAAAACUAAACUGUCAUCCAAGGCCCACAGGAUUUUUAAGGAGUUUGUUCAAAAUGAAGCACCUAAAGAGGUGAAUAUUGACCAUGAAACCAGAGAAAUAACCCGGAAGAACCUGACAGUGGCUACUACUUCUUGUUUCGAUGCUGCACAGGUGAAAACUCGCACUUUGAUGGAGAAGGAUUCCUAUCCCAGGUUCCUGAAAUCUGCCUCCUACCAGGACUUGACAGUGGAAAUCACCAGCAAGCAGUUGCAUACCUGAUCCAAGUCACCUGCACUGCCAGAAACUGGGGGGAGAAGGGAAGAGCCACAUUGUGAAGCAAAGGUAGAGGAGGCAGGAGCCUGAGAAACAGCGACUGAGCAGAAAGAGCUCUGAGCAGUGGGGUUUUGGCUAAAGUCCUGGGAUUUUAUCCUUAUCAGGAUCCCUAGAAUGUCAAAUGCUUCCAUGGACCUCCGAGCUACAGUGAGGAGCAUCUGUCCCCCAUCACUGGUGUGGGAGAUGCUGAAAUGGGAACUGUUGGGAGAGAGGGAGAUGGGUGGACAGUUGCUUAUAUGCAAGCAAGCGCUUCAGUGACGGGUAGUGGGGAAAAAGUAUGCAAGAAGAGAUUUGCACUAAAAGAAAGGGGGUGGAGCUGGAUGAGAGGCUCCAUCUGAGUGGCAGGUUCCACUGGAAACAGGGUAGAUUGAAUCCCCCCCCAAAAUGUCCUCCAUCUGAUGUUGAACUUUGUGCAUACAGACAUGCAUGAAGAGAAAGUCUCAGUCUGCUCUCAAGACCCUGCCUCUGUACCGACACAAAUUACAAACUAUACAUAGCGCUCAGAAGUUUGCAAUUUCCACAGUGCUAGGGCCGAUGAACCCACAAUUGUCUGCAUGUUCUUGCACCAGCUGGAAUUUCCACUAUCUCAAAUCAUAAAGAUACAAGCACAACUUUGGGUUUUCAGCCACAGGAGUCCUGCAUCUGCUUGUUUUGACUGAGAGGGAUUUCAGAUUCUAUUCUGCCCUCUCCAAUGCAUGCUCUGGGUGACCCUUUACACCUCCUUCCAAUAAGACAUCAGCAUAGCAUGAACAUUUUUUCCUCCCUCACAAACUAUAUGAGCUCAUGUUUUGGUCCUCUAAAUUAUGUGCAAUCUUGGAUUGCCUGUCCCACUUUUUAUUAUUGAUAAAAUUUCAUAGAUGAGCACAGCACUUUACAAAGUACAUACUUUGGAUAAGCCCUUGCCCUGAGGAGCUUACAACUGAAAUUGGAUUUAUUGUAGAUACCACAGUCCUUUUGAUACCAUGGUGACAGGCACGACAUAAAAACCCAAGAGAGGUAGGUAGAGAGAACUCCAAUACAGUCCAAGGAUGAGGCACAAGAGUGGCAAAAGCUGGAGUCCUAAUUGGUCGGGCCUGGCAUUGUUGUUUUUUUUUUUAGAAGACAUGGGAAAGGGGAAGGUUGAUAGAUUUAUCGUAUGAGUGUGGAAUUGGAGAAUGAUGUUUAAAAAGGCCCAAAGGACCAGAUUUUUAAAAGGUAUUUAGGCUACUAACUCCCAUAAUUUUUUUUUUUAUCAUUUGUGUUUUCACCUGCAAAAUGUGCCCUUUGGUGAUUGUGCCAGGGCUCCUCUUUUUACGUGCCUUCUUCAAAUACAGAAGCUCGCUAAAACCAUGCCUCCUCCCCUGUGCCUGUGCCUCUGCUGCCAUGAAAGGAGCCCUGCAAAAUAUAGAUUAGGAGAUAGACCUCUUCUCCACACAAUCUUCCCCCAAUAGGCUCAUGGAAUUUAUGUUUCUCAUGGAUGUGCCUACAGAGAAAGUCAAAUAGGUGCUUGAAUGAAAUAUGGAAGAGGAAAUAUGGAGAUUUCCCUUGGUUUUAAAUCUGGGCUUAAGUCCUCUAGCUGGCGAGAUCAAUAGGCAGAAUAAUGAGCAGGUUACUUGCAUUUAGUGAUCCACACAAAAUAGAGUUCUGAGAGAUGAAGCUAAGCAUAAAGCUCUGAGACAGUGAAAGUGGUUGGAAGAACACAUUUAACCAGAAGUUGCUGCCCAACGCUUCUCUGAGGGGCU
Molecule: messenger RNA, 2426 nt
Organism: Chelonoidis abingdonii (Abingdon island giant tortoise)
Lineage: Eukaryota; Metazoa; Chordata; Testudines; Testudinidae
Gene: RGS16
Product: regulator of G protein signaling 16
Source: RefSeq, a predicted model, not a curated record